Ceraceosorus guamensis is the source of this 1947-nucleotide messenger RNA. RefSeq lists its product as hypothetical. The record is from RefSeq and is a predicted model, not a curated record. Gene Ontology annotation, molecular function: fatty acid 2-hydroxylase activity; iron ion binding. Lineage: Eukaryota; Fungi; Basidiomycota; Exobasidiomycetes; Ceraceosorales; Ceraceosoraceae. Gene Ontology annotation, cellular component: endoplasmic reticulum; membrane. Gene Ontology annotation, biological process: lipid biosynthetic process; fatty acid metabolic process. The coding region runs from base 370 to 1740 and encodes 456 amino acids. The transcript is spliced from 2 exons.
GUGCAGUCACAACAGUCACGAGUGAAGUGUGCGUGCAGCAGUCAGAGAGGUGCGAGUCGUGAGUGGCACAUUCAGUAGUAGUGACUUCGCAUGCGCACCGCUCAGCCAGAAUUUCAGGUUCAAAGCUUUUGGGAAUCGAGGGGCUGGACGAAGUUGCGAUUCAGAGUUGGGAGACCUCAUUCAUUUACUUUGGCACGAGCUCCACGCUUCGCAAGUUGUAUCCAUCUCAUCACCCUCUGUGCCCACCAUUCUCCCCUCUGCUCAUUUCUCUGCUGUCGUAGCUGUUCUUCCACGCUUGGCUACCCGCAGAUCAGAAGCUUCUGGCUAGCAGCUCAGUCGUCAUUGCCACUACGCAGCGAAAGCGUCGAUAUGUCAGCUGCCACCUCGACCAGGUCGGCAACCGCCGCAGCUGAAAAAGCGGCAGCAUCCGCCGCUGCACUUCAAGGGCCCGCCCAGACUCCAGCGACGCAGCGUCUGCGCCUCAUCUCAUCCAAGCAGCUCGAGUCUCACAAGACCGCUUCUUCGUUGUGGGUCACUUACAAGGGCAAUGUCUAUGAUGUGACGGAAUUCGCUCCUGACCAUCCCGGUGGCGAUGACUUGAUCUUGGAGUAUGCGGGCAAGGAUAUGGAGGAGAUCAUGGACGACAUCGACUCUCACAGUCACUCUGACUCGGCUUACGAGAUUCUCAAAGAGAACCUGGUCGGUCGUUUGCCAAUCACGCAGGAGGAGCAUGCCGCUCUGGCCGAAGCUGAAAUCGGCGGCGCAGACUUUACGGGCAAGGACGACGAGCUGGUCAUCACUGCCGACUUCCAACCUUCAGACACGGACUUGACGAGCGAUUUCGAGAAGCACGCAUUCUUGGAUCUGAACAAGCCGCUGUUGGUUCAAGUGUGGAAUGGAACUUGGGGAAAAGAAUUUUACUUGCAGCAGGUGCACUCUCCUCGACAUCUCAAGGAGAGCGCCAGACUAUUCAAGAGUCCCUUUUUGGAAAUGUUUACAAGAACUCCUUGGUGGGUGGUGCCUCUGGUUUGGGCGCCCAUCAGCGCCGCCUUGUUCCAACGAGCCACGAGCCAAUUUGCGGCCAAUGCGCUCAAGAGGGCAACAGCUACAGCAGCUGCUAAAGCCGCCGCCUCUUCAGCCGCAUCCUCCGUUCCAUCCUCUUCCGCUUUCGCAUCUUUCCGACAAUUGCUAGCCGGCUCGGGCUCUGCAGCCCUCGCGGCGGCAAAGCAAGCGCAGAUCAAUGAGACGCAACCAGAAAUCUUGGCUAGCGUCGCGCCUGCCGCAUUGGCUUCUACUCUGGCUUGCUUCGCCACCGGCGUCGUCAUCUGGACCAUCCUCGAGUACACCAUGCACCGCUUCCUCUUCCACGUCGACGAGAUGCUUCCGGACAGACCCUUCUUCCUCAUGCUCCACUUUUUGCUUCAUGGCAUCCACCACUACCUGCCCAUGGAUCGACUUCGUCUCGUCAUGCCUCCUCUUCUCUUUGCGGUGCUAGAAUUCCCAUUCACUCGUCUAGCAUACGCGUUGUUCCCAGUCGCCAUCGCCAACGGCAUCAUUAGUGGAGCGUUCGCCAUGUACGUCGUCUACGACGUCAUGCACUACUCGUUGCAUCACCACAGGCUGCCACAGUACCUCCGCGAGAUGAAGGCUUACCACUUGGCUCAUCAUUACAAGAACUACGAGGAAGGUUUCGGAGUCACCAGCAAGAUUUGGGAUUGGGUAUUUGGUACCGAGCUUUAGGUGUCGAUUUCCCUCUUUCACUUCUGGAAAGAUUCGUUGCCUCGCAAUCUCUUCACGUCUGAGGCCUCUCGCAGGCGAGGCGCCUACAGCCCACUUGUCGCAGAGGCACUCUUCACGUCCAUGUAUGUAUCAGCCGACGAUCUUUGCAUGUCGCUGACGCGCCCGUCACGAGCCGAUCUCAACGAUUGAUCUCAUGAAGGUCCUUGC